CCUGGCAACUUAAAGAUGAGGUUGUCAGGAUUCAUGCUGCCCUCUCCUAUAGUCAGCAGUGGAUCUAUAUUGGCCUUGUGGUUUACCACAGACUUUGCUGUCAGUGCACAGGGCUUCAAAGCUGUAUACGAAGUCCUGCCUAGCCAUACAUGUGGCACCCCCGGCCUCAUUCCAAAUGGGGUCAUUCAUGGCUCGCGGUACAACAUGGGGGACAAGAUCCGAUACAGCUGUGAGUCAGGUUUUGUAUUGGAAGGACACAGUAUCCUCACAUGUAUUGUGUCACCUGGCAGUGGAGCACAGUGGGACUUCCCAUCACCAUUUUGUAGAGCGGAGGGAGCAUGUGGCGGUACAUUACGAGGCACUGCGGGUUCAAUAACCAGCCCCGGAUACCCUGCAGAGUACGACAACAACCUGGACUGUACAUGGUCAAUCCUCGCUGAGCCCGGGGACACCAUAGCUCUUGUCUUUAAUGACUUCUUACUAGAGGACAAAUAUGACUUCCUGGAGAUCAGCGGGACCGAAGCACCAAGCAUAUGGUUGACUGGUACAACCCUGCCCUCACCAGUGAUAUCGAAUAAGAACUGGCUUCGGAUACAUUUCACCUCAGACAGCAACCAUCGACGAAAAGGAUUCAGCGCUCAAUACCAAGUUAAGAAAGCAAUAGAGCUGAAGUCCAGAGGGGUGAAGAUGAUGCCCAGCAAAGACUCCAGUCACAAAAAUGCCGUCUUGAGUCAAAGCGGUCUUGCUGGGGAUGUUUGUCCAGACCCUGGAGUUCCAGAAAAUGGCAAGAGGAUGGGCUCUGCCUUCCAAGUUGGCUCCAGUGUCCAAUUCAGUUGUGAUGACAGCUAUGUACUGCAAGGAUCUAAAAGUAUCACCUGUCAACGAGUCACUGACACACUGGCUGCCUGGAGUGACCACAGACCCAUCUGCAGAACUCGUACCUGUGGCAGUAAUCUAAGGGGGCCCAGAGGGGUGAUAACUUCUCCUAACUACCCUGUUCAAUAUGAGAACAACGCACACUGUGUAUGGGUCAUCACUGCAAUGGACUCUGGGAAGGUGAUAAAGCUGUCAUUUGAAGAGUUUGACCUGGAAAGAGGAUAUGACACACUAACUGUGGGAGACGGAGGAAAGAUAGGAGACACCCGGAGGGUACUCUAUGUACUCACUGGCUCCAGUGUUCCUGACCUCAUCGUAAGCUUGUCCAAUCAGAUGUGGCUACACCUGCAGUCAGAUGAUACAAUCGGCUCAGCAGGGUUUAAGGCAGUCUAUGAAGAGAUAGAACGGGGAGGCUGUGGUGAUCCCGGGGUGCCGGCAUUUGGUCGUCGUAGCGGUGAUCGCUUUCAACAUGGUGACGUGUUGACCUUCUUUUGCCAGUCGGCCUUUGAACUUGUGGGAGAAAGGACCAUCACAUGCCAGCACAAUAACCAGUGGUCUGGAAAUAAACCCAGCUGUGUCUUCUCUUGUUUCUUCAACUUCACGGCUCCAUCAGGGACUAUAUUGUCCCCGAACUACCCAGAGGAGUAUGGUAACAACCUGAACUGUGUGUGGUUGAUUAUUUCUGAACCAGGAAGCCGUAUUCAUCUCCUCUUCUCUGACUUUGACUUGGAGCCACAGUUCGACUGGUUGGUGGUCAAAGAUGAAGGUCUGUCUGAGCCAACAACAUUUGGAACAUUCUCAGGAAAGGAUGUUCCAUCACAGAUCGCCUCAAAUGGACACAUCAUGAGACUGGAAUUUCAGUCUGAUCACUCAAACACUGGAAAAGGCUUCAAUAUCAGCUACACCACGUUUGGUCAGAAUGAAUGUCAUGACCCAGGAGUUCCUGUCAAUGGUCAAAGGUAUGGUGACCAAUUUCAGCUCGGCAGCUCUGUGGCUUUUCGCUGUGAUCAAGGAUUCAUUAGGACACAGGGAUCAGAUCAGGUCACUUGCAUCAUCCAGGAUGGAAAUGUUGUUUGGUCUGCGGCUGUACCUCGAUGUGAAGCUCCAUGUGGAGGCCAUCUCACAGCUCCUACUGGUGUUCUGCUGUCUCCUGGUUGGCCUUCCUUUUAUAAAGACUCCCUGAGUUGCCAGUGGGUGAUUGAGGCACAAACAGACCAUGCUGUGAAGAUACACUUUGACAGGUUUCAGACCGAGGUCAACUAUGACACACUGGAAAUCAGGGAUGGCCCCUCCGCCUCCUCCCCACUGAUUGGUGAAUACCACGGCACCCAAGCACCUCAUUUCCUGAUUUCCACGUCCAACUUCCUGUUCCUGUUGUUCACUACAGAUAACAGCCGCUCUGCAGCAGGCUUCAGCAUCAGAUAUGAAAGUGUGAAAAUGGAGUCAGACUCUUGUCUCGAUCCUGGUAUCCCAGUCAAUGGUCGUCGCCAUGGCAGCAGCUUUUCCAUUGGCUCCCGUGUCUCAUUUACAUGUGACCCAGGAUACACACUGAGUGAUCAGGAGCCAAUUGUUUGUGAGCAGAAUCAUCAGUGGAGUCAUGCUCUUCCCAGUUGUGAUGCUCUUUGUGGAGGCUAUGUUUAUGGUAAAACGGGGACUAUUCUGUCUCCUGGCUUUCCUGACUUCUACCCUAACUCUCUUAACUGCACCUGGACAAUAGAAGUAUCUCAUGGGAAAGGAGUCCAUCUGGUUUUCCACACUUUCCAUCUUGAGGAAAACCAUGACUACCUGUCCAUCACUGAGGAUGGGAAUUUCCAGGUCCCAGUAGCUCGACUCACUGGCUCAGUGCUGCCCCCUAGUGUCAAAGCAGGACUCUAUGGAAACUUCAGCGCUCAGCUACGAUUUAUAUCAGAUUUUUCCAUGAGUUAUGAAGGAUUUAAUAUUACUUUCUCAGAGUAUGAUUUAGAGCCAUGUGAGGAUCCUGGUGUACCGGCAUUCAGCAGGAGGAUGGGAUUCAGAUUUCGAGUUGGUGACUCGCUGGCCUUCUCUUGUUUCCAUGGCUACCGACUUGAGGGAGACAGCAAGAUCACUUGUCUGGGAGGAGGCAGGCGAGUCUGGAGCAACACACUACCACGAUGUAUAGCUGAGUGUGGAGCCUCCUCACUAGGACCAGAAGGCGUUCUCCUUUCUCCAAACUUCCCCUCCAACUACGAUAAUAACCACGAGUGCAUUUACCGCAUCACUACCGAAAAGGGCAAAGGAAUCAGGCUGAAAGCUGAGAGCUUCUCACUGCAGGAUGGAGACUAUCUCAAGGUAUAUGAUGGAGAGAACACUUCAUCCCGUCUCCUUGGCAACUUUACACGUGAUGGCAUGAUGGGUCAUGUCAUCAAUAGUACAUCCAAUCACUUGUGGCUGGAGUUCAACAGCAACGCCUCUGGAACCAAUCAAGGUUUUCGCCUCACAUACACGAGUUUUGACUUAGUACGCUGCGAGGAACCAGGCGUCCCUAGUUAUGGCUAUAAGAUCCAGGACGACGGUCAUUAUGCCAACACUUUUGUGCUGUACUCCUGCAACCCUGGAUACAGUCUCCAUGGCAGCAGUACACUGACCUGUCUUAGCGGGGACAGACGUGUCUGGGACAAACCACUUCCUUCCUGUAUCGCGGAGUGUGGAGGUCACAUCGCUGGAGCAGUGUCUGGACGGAUUCUGUCGCCAGGUUAUCCUGCUCCUUAUGACAACAACCUCCACUGUACCUGGACUAUCGAGGCUGAUACAGGCAAGACUAUCAGCCUCCACUUCAUCGUCUUUGACACUGAGAUAGGCCACGAUAUCCUGAGAGUUUGGGAUGGUCCAUCUGGGCCAUCAGAUGGGGGGAUCCUGUUGAAAGAAUGGUCAGGCCCAACCCUACCUGAAGAUAUCCACUCAACUUUCAACAUACUCACACUGCAGUUUGAUUCAGAUUAUUUCAUCAGCAAGCAAGGAUUUUCUAUACAGUUCUCCACCACUACAGCAACGACCUGCAAUGACCCAGGCAUCCCUGUAAAUGGUUCUCGAUACGGGGACAGUAAGGAGCCUGGUGACAGUAUGACGUUCCAGUGUGACCCAGGCUACCAGCUGGAAGGCCAGGACACCAUCACAUGUGUACGGAUGGAUAAUAGAUUCUACUGGCAACCUGACCCUCCAACAUGUAUAGCAACCUGUGGGGGUAACAUCAGUGGACCCUUUGGAGUAAUUCUGUCUCCUAACUACCCCCAGCCUUACCCCCCUGGGAAAGAGUGCGACUGGAGAAUCAGGGUCAACCCUGACUUUGUCAUUGCCCUCAUCUUCAAAAGUUUCAACAUGGAGCCAAGUUACGACUUCCUGCACAUCUACGAGGGUGAAGACUCCAAUGGGCCGUUACUAGCAAGUCUCCAAGGCAACCAGGCCCCAGAGCGAAUAGAGAGCAGUGGUAACAGUCUCUUCCUAGCAUUCAGAUCUGACGCCUCACUGGGCAUGUCUGGGUUCGCCAUCGAAUAUAGAGAAAAACCAAGAGAGGCCUGUUUUGACCCUGGUAACAUUAUGAACGCCAGUCGGACAGGUUAUGACUAUAAACUUGGAUCUCAGGUUUCCUACAACUGUCACCAUGGCUACACAACCGUGGGUGGGGAAACCAUCACCUGUGUCAUGGGGCAUGAUGGGAAACCAGUGUGGGACAGGGCUCUGCCAUCAUGUAAAGCCCCAUGUGGAGGACAGUAUGCUGGAUCUGAAGGGGUUGUUUUGUCUCCAAACUAUCCCCUAAACUACACUAGAAGACAGACUUGCUCCUAUUACAUCACUGUGUCUCCACAGUUUGUGGUGUUUGGUCAGUUUGCCAUUUUCCAGACAGCGAUGAAUGACUCUGUGGAACUGUUUGAUGGAGCCAAUGAGAAUGCUCGAUUGCUUAGCUCCCUUGCUGGGUCACAUUCAGGAGAAACAUUGCCAUUGGCAACUUCCAAUCAGAUCAUGUUGCGGUUCAAUGCUAAGAGUGGCCAGUCAGCUAGGGGCUUUCACUUCGUCUAUCAAGCUGUGCCUCGCACCAGUGACAGUCAGUGCAGUUCAGUGCCAGAACCUCGCUACGGAAGGCGGAUCGGUUCAGAGUUCUCGGCCGGCUCUGUGGUUAGGUUCGAGUGCAGUCCCGGGUAUCUACUGAAAGGAUCCAGUGCUAUCCGGUGCCAGGCAGUGCCAGGUGCCCUCGCUCAAUGGAACGCAACAACGCCAACCUGUAUAGUUCCCUGCAGUGGCAAUGUGACCGAACGUCGUGGUACAAUACUGUCUCCUGGCUAUCCUGAACCCUACCCAAACAGUCUCAACUGUCUUUGGAGGAUCCAUGUCAGUGAAGGGGCUGGGAUACAGAUCCAAGUGAUGACGUUUGCUACUGAGCACAACUGGGACUCUCUGGAGAUCUACGAUGGAGGAGACAUGACAGCUCCUAAAUUAGGGUCAUUUUCUGGAACUACAGCUCCCGCCCUCCUCAAUUCAACAUCAAAUCAGCUCCUUCUUCAUUUUCAGAGUGACAUCAGCGUGGUGGCAGCAGGCUUUCACCUAGAAUACAAGACUGUUGGUCUUACCACCUGUCCAGAGCCGAUGAUCCCUGCCAAUGGCAUUAAAACUGGAGACAGAUAUAUGGUCAAUGAGGUGGUGGCAUUCACCUGUGAGCCUGGGUACACGUUACAGGGCCACUCUCACAUUUCCUGCAUGCCUGGUACUGUACGUCGAUGGAACUACCCACCUCCUCUAUGCAUAGCUCGUUGUGGUGGGGUGUUGUCUGAGAUGAGUGGUGUCAUCCUUAGUCCAGGUUUCCCUGGCAACUACCCUGGCAACCUGGACUGCACCUGGCAAAUCACCCUGCCAACUGGAUAUGGAGCCCAUAUUCAGUUCCAAAACUUCUCUUCUGAAGACAACCAUGACUUCCUUGAGGUCAGGGCUGGACCACAGCAUAGCUCUGCUCUUAUUGGACAGUUUACUGGUUCGCAGAUCCCACUCCCUCUACUGAGCACCACCCACCUGACGAUCAUCCACUUCUACAGUGACCACUCAGAGAACAGGCCAGGAUUCAAACUGACCUAUCAGGCCUAUCAGCUGCAAAACUGCCAGGAACCCUUUCCUUUCCCCAAUGGUGACAUCAUCAACAGUGACUACAGCGCUGGCCAAUCAAUAACUUUUCAGUGCUACCCUGGUUAUGUUUUGAUUGGACACCCAGUUCUAACAUGCCUGCACGGGACCAACCGAAAGUGGAACCACCCAUUUCCACGCUGUGAGGCUCCUUGCGGCUAUAAUGUAACAGCUGAAAAUGGGACAAUCUAUUCACCUCAGUACCCCAAUGAAUACCCCAACUCCCAAGAAUGUAUCUGGCUCAUCACUGUUCCCCACGGACAUGGCGUUUAUAUCAACUUUACCUUAUUGCAGACGGAGCCUGUCACUGACUACAUUGCUGUCUGGGAUGGCCCAGAUACAUCCAGCCCUCAGCUGGGAGUCUUCAGUGGCAACACAGCAUUAGAGUCAGCCUACAGUACUAGCCCAAAGGUCCUGAUCCGCUUUCACUCUGACUUUUCAACCGGAGGGUUCUUCAUUCUCAACUUCCAUGCUUACCGUCUGAAGAAAUGCCCUCCUCCCCCUGUUGUGGAGAAUGCAGAGGUGAUCUAUGAAGAUGAAGACUUCCGGAUAGGUGAUAUUGUUAAGUAUCGCUGUUUACCUGGAUACACACUGGUCGGAAAGGCAGAGCUUAUGUGCAGACUUAACUCCCAUUUGCUUUUUGAAGCCCCUCCACCAACAUGUCAAGCCGAGUGCCCAGCUAAUGAGGAGCGGUCUUCAUCAUCAGGAGUAAUACUAAGCCCCGGGUUUCCUACCAACUACCCCAACAGCCAGACAUGCUCCUGGCUGUUACGUAUGGUUCCAGGUUAUACCAUCAAUAUCUAUGUUGAGAUGUUCCACAGCGAGAAACAGUUUGAUGAACUGGAGAUCUUUGAUGGAUCUUCAGGACAAAGCCCUUUGCUUGUUGCUCUAAGUGGUAACCACUCAUCUCAGCUGAACUUCACAUCUAAAACAAACCAGCUUUAUCUACGAUGGUCCACUGACCAUGCAACCAACAAGAGAGGAUUCAAGAUACGAUAUUCAGCUGCCUACUGUAGCAUUAAUGAUCCUCCAGUGAAUGGGGGCUUGGUCAACCGAACUAAACUCCGACCAGGUAGUAGACUACAGUUCUUUUGUAACCGUGGUUACCACCUGGUAGGCUCAACCAAUGCCACCUGCAGGCUCCACUCCAAUGGGCUUUUCCAAUGGGACACACCACCACCUUUUUGUCAAGCUAUCUCAUGUGGAAUCCCUCAGUCACCGGGCAACGGCAGCUUCCAUGCUUACCAGUACACUGUUGGUAGCCAAGUUACCUACCAUUGUAACCAUGGUUACCACUUUGACCCCGGUGUUUCAAUGACCGCGGUGUGUUUGGAAGAUGGCAGCUGGAGUAAUGCUGCGUCAGCCCCCAGAUGUCUACCGGUCCACUGCCCUAGCAUUGAGGGCAUCUUAUCAGAUCACAUGACCCACCACCUGCUCUAUGGUAGAUUGGGGGAGUUUGGGUCUAUGGUGAUGCUGGAAUGCUCAAAAGGGUACUAUUUGGGUGUGGGGCAUCGGACUCUUCGCUGCCUUGCCAACGGGACCUGGGAGGGGUCAGAUGACCCAGCUAUGUGCAAGAUCAUCUCCUGUGGUGAGCUUCCUUCUCCACCCUUUGGGACCAAACUGGGGACACUGACAACAUUUGGAGCAACUGCAAUCUUUAUGUGUAACCAUGGUUACACGCUGGUUGGGUCACAUGUCAGAGAGUGCGGUGCUAACGGUCUGUGGAGUGGUGCAGAAACCAGGUGUCUAGCUGGUCACUGUGACUCUCCAGAUCCUAUAGUCAAUGGUCACAUUAGUGGAGAUGGCUCUAGCUACCGUGACACAGUGGUGUACCAGUGCAUGUUAGGAUAUCGCUUAAUUGGCACGUCAGUCAGAAUCUGCCAGCAAGACCAUCGGUGGUCUGGAACAACACCCGUCUGUGUCCCGAUCACUUGUGGUCACCCCGGCAACCCAGUCAACGGGCGGACUAAUGGCAGCGAAUUCAACCUCAAUGAUGUUGUCAACUUUACCUGUAACAGAGGUUACAUCCUCAGUGGAAAUGCUCGUGCUCAGUGCCGACUCAACGGACAGUGGAGCAGCCCCCUACCUGUCUGCAAAGUGGUAAACUGUUCGGACCCCGGCCAUGUGGAGAAUGGUGUGCGCCAGUCUGGCAUACGUUACCCAGAAGUCUUCAGCUAUGGUGUGAGUGUGGCAAUCCACUGUAAACGAGGCUUCUACCUGCUGGGCUCUGCGCUCCUCACAUGUCAACAUGAUGGACGGUGGGACAGACCAAUCCCUCGCUGCCAAGCUAUUUCCUGUGGAGACCCCGGUGUACCCCCUAAUGCAGUAGUAUCUGGAACCCACAGUUGGACGUAUGGUUCAGUGCUGCAGUACUCCUGUCUGCCCGGAGGGGUGCUGGUGGGCAACGCUACUCGCCACUGUCAGGAAGAUGGCACGUGGAGUGGAGUGCCACCAUACUGCACUGGUGUAAGUCCAGGAAUCUGUGGAGACCCAGGGAUCCCUCCCCAUGGUGCUCGUCUGGGAGGGGAAGAAUUUAAAACCAAGAGCUUGUUGCGUUUCAGCUGUGAAGCAGGAUAUAGUCUGACUGGCUCAGCUGAAAGGACCUGCCUUCAUAAUAGCACCUGGAGUGGCACACAGCCUGUCUGUCAAGCUGUAUCCUGUGGUAACCCUGGCACCCCAGCACACGGCAGAAUCGUCUUCAGUGAUGGCAUCACCUUCGGCAGCUCGGUGGCUUAUGCAUGCUGGGAAGGCUUCAAAACAUCAGGCCUGACCACGAGACAUUGCACAACAAAUGGGACAUGGACAGGACAACCCCCAGACUGCACUGUGAUCAGUUGCGGAGACCCUGGGCCAGUAGCCAAUGGGAUCUAUCUUGGACGUGAGUUUACCUUCAACCACACGGUGACCUACCGCUGUAACCCUGGUCACCUGAUGGAACCACCUGAACCUGGACACAGCGUUCUGCGAUGUACUAAAGAUGGAACCUGGAACCAAACCAAACCCAGCUGUAAAGUGAUCCAGUGUGGACCUCCUCCUCAAGUACAUCAUGGGAAAGUGGAAGGGACAGACCAUUCAUGGGGAUCAAGUAUUAGUUAUAGUUGUUUCCAUGGUUACCAGUUGUCCACUCCUGCUGUUUUAACCUGUGAGGGGAAUGGGACAUGGACAGGAGACAUACCACAGUGUCUACCUGUCCUGUGUGGCGAUCCUGGAUCUCCCGGAGGAGGAUUCAGAGAGGGGAACGCCUUUUCAUACCGGUCAGAGGUCCGGUUUUACUGCCAUGCCCCCUACUUGCUGGUAGGCUCUGCCUCCAGACUCUGUCAGGCCAGUGGGAUUUGGAGUGGCCAGCAACCAGCCUGUAUAGACCCAGCCUUCAACAGCUGUCGUGACCCAGGAACUCCAGCCUAUGGUAUCCCAGUCAUGGCACUGGGCUUUCAGGUUGGCAGUAAGAUUUCCUUCAAGUGCCGCAAAAGCUACCACAUCCUCGGUUCAACCACAAGAACGUGCCUAGAAAAUCUAACCUGGAGUGGAACUCAGCCUGAGUGUAUAGCCCAUUCAUGCAGACAGCCAGAGACCCCCAGUAAUGUAGAUGUUCGGUCUAUGGACCUGCCUACCUUGGGAUAUACGCUGAUCUACACUUGUCAAGAUGGUUUUUAUCUGUCUGGGGGAUCAGAGCACAGAACCUGUAAAAGUGAUGGGAGAUGGUCGGGCAAACCCCCGCUAUGUAAAGUUGGAGUCAAAGUCAAUCCCAAAGGCAGAGGAGAGUCAGAUGUCCAGAAGAACAAGAUUCGUGUUCCGGUGGAUGUUUUCUCUCAAAACUCUGAGUGGAGCGGUUUCUACGAGUAUCUAGGGAAGCGACAGGCCACCACAUUUACAGUUACUGGGUUCAAUGCUUCCAGUGGCAGAGUUAACGUCACAUUACUGGAGACCAGCGGAGUGUCAAUCAGACUGUCAGGUACCUAUAAGUCAGAGGAAAACCAGCUGCUGUUGAAAGUCUACCAGGUAAAGGGACCGACAGAGCAUUACUACAGCAAGUUUAAAAAUGACAACUGGGCGAUGGAUGGACAUGUUACAGCAGAAUCAGACCAGAAGACUUUUGUUUACCAGGGGCAUAUUCACAGUAAAGACUUUGGCAAGUUCCAUCUGACGAGGCAAGGUCUUGUAACCAUUGCAAUGGACCCACCUAACCCCUAUACAAACAGCAGCUCUGUUGCAGCAGCCAUCUUAGUUCCUUUCUUUGCCCUCAUCCUGUCUGGAUUUGCCUUCUACCUCUAUAAGCACAGGACAUUGUCUGCUGAGACAGAUGACAAUGAGAGACCAAAAGACACCUGGGGGCCUGGCGGCAGGACACGUCCCAAGGUCCAGUUCAAUGGCUAUGUCGGCCAUGAGAGCUCCAACGGUCAGGCAUCAUUUGAAAACCCAAUGUAUGACACCAACAUGAAGCCCACUGAGGCAAAGGCAGUUCGAUUCGAUACCACACUCAAUACAGUCUGCACUGUGGUAUAGUCCAGCAAACCCGCCAUUAAAUGGUGGUUCAGUCCAACUUCCAUGUUGCAGUCUGCGGUGGGGUUUAACCAAACAAAAAAGAACAAACUUAUGAUUUGGACACGUCACCGCGAGCAGUCUGUGUUGUAGCAUACUUGUCCUCUGCCAGCUUAAUAAGCAUAAUAAUGCAGUUCUGCUCCACCUUUUACCUGAAUAACAGUAUGAUCCACCUCUCCCUAGAGUCUGAAAGAGCUAAAUAAGUUGGAACCAAUAACCAAGGGAGUAGACAAUGACAUCCUCAAGUAAGAUGAAGUCUGUUGUUCAGGGAAUCAAUGCUGGGGGCAGAAUUCUUCUAAAGCACUGUUGCAAUUCAAACAUCAAGGAAAAACACAAUGAAAGACGGUACAAUUAGUUGAACUUCCUCCAUGACGACAACCAAAUUGAACAGUGCUCGUCCCGUGUCAGCUGACUGAAAUUUGACCCAACCUCUUUAUGGAAAGGGCUUUUGUAUGACCUGUGUCAUACAGCUCUCGAAUGCCCUCACUGAAACCUGAACAGUGGUUUACUUUCAACCUAACCCCAUACCCUCAGGCAGAAUUUGCACAGUAGUAUAGGCUUACCAACUCCCCCUGCUGUAGGCCAGAUAUGAGUUUGACCAAUGUGAGGUUCUACCUUCAGGGGAAGAACAUAUGCUAUUCCACCCCUCAGCCCCCUUCAGACAUUGAAUCGUAAUUGGACAAUUCCUAUAUGUCAACACAAAAACCAUCACUGGUUCCAAAACCUCCUACUGGACUUCCAUCAUGCUGGACUUGACAGGACUGGACUCUCUGAUGUAAUGACAGCUUACACAGUCCGUUUUAAUGGAAUCUGAUAUGAUUAUACAGGCUGCUGCAAAGCUGACAACCGAAUUCAGUCAUUGCAGUGACAAGUUCCAUCACACCAAAUCCUUUAAAGAAAAGGAUACUAUCAUCCACUACUGGAUACUAAUAUUUAAUUAGUACUAGGAGUGGUGGACUAUUGGAAUACACCAGGUACAAAUAACAUUUGCAGAUAAGUUUGAGUAGUUUUAGCCUAGUUGGAAUGAAUGGGUUAGGUUUAAUAUAGCAGGACAAUCACAGAGUUAGGUACGUUGAGUUGUCAAUUAAUCAUGGCUUUUCAAAUAGGUUACUGUGAUUGUCUUUACCUUCUGCCACUUGCUGUAUUGCCUUUUAUGACACUGUCUACCUACAGUCUUUGGCAACAUUUAGGCUAAAACAUACCAAAUCAAGCAUUUGCAAAUGCUAUUUUGCCCAGGUAUAGUACUAGAACUUGUGAACUAGUUCUAGAUGAGUUUUGGACAUUUUAACAUAUUCUAUAGUGCUACUACAGACUAAAAAUUAGUCAAAUACACAAUAUUCUACAUUAGCACUAGGCAGACUGUGC
Xiphias gladius (swordfish) is the source of this 11907-nucleotide messenger RNA. Its product is annotated as CUB and sushi domain-containing protein 1-like. The coding region runs from base 16 to 10506 and encodes 3496 amino acids. NCBI's taxonomy places the organism in Eukaryota, Metazoa, Chordata, Actinopteri, Istiophoriformes, Xiphiidae. The transcript has 74 exons. The record is from RefSeq and is a predicted model, not a curated record.